Molecule: messenger RNA, 921 nt
Organism: Meriones unguiculatus (Mongolian gerbil)
Lineage: Eukaryota; Metazoa; Chordata; Mammalia; Rodentia; Muridae
Gene: Hsd17b3
Product: hydroxysteroid 17-beta dehydrogenase 3
Exons: 11
Coding region: 1-921 (306 amino acids)
Cellular component (GO): endoplasmic reticulum
Molecular function (GO): oxidoreductase activity
Source: RefSeq, a predicted model, not a curated record
AUGGAGCAGCUCUUCGUUUCCGUGGGGUUGCUUGUGUGCUUGGUCUGCCUGGUGAGGUGCAUGAAGUUCUCCCACUACCUUUUCCUGAGCUACUGCAAGGCUUUCCCAAGCUCUUUCCUGCAGUCCAUGGGACAAUGGGCAGUGAUCACUGGAGCAGGCGAUGGCAUCGGGAAAGCCUAUUCAUUUGAGCUGGCCAAACAUGGGCUUAACAUUGUACUCAUCAGCCGGACACUGGAGAAGCUCCAGGCUGUUGCAGAGGAGAUUGAGUGGACGACUGGAAGCCGUGUGAAGAUUGUACAAGCAGAUUUUACCAGAGAAGACAUCUAUGACCAUAUUAAGGAAAAACUGAAGGGCUUAGAAAUUGGAAUUUUAGUCAACAAUGUUGGAAUGCUCCCCAGCCUGUUCCCAAGCCAUUUCCUGAACACACCCGGUGAGAUCCAGAGUCUCAUCCACUGCAACACUACCUCCGUAGUCAAGAUGACACAACUUGUUCUCAAACACAUGGAAUCAAGGCGGAAGGGUCUCAUCUUGAACAUUUCUUCUGGGGUGGCCCUAUGUCCCUGGCCCCUGUACACCCUGUACUCGGCUUCCAAGGCUUUUGUGUGCACAUUUUCCAAGGCCCUGCAUAUGGAAUACAGAGAUAAAGGGAUCAUUAUUCAGGUGCUGACCCCUUAUGCUGUUUCAACCCCAAUGACCAAGUACCUAAAUACCAACCUGGUAACCAAGACCGCUGAUGAGUUUGUUAAGGAGUCCUUGAAAUACGUCACGAUUGGAGCUGAAACCUGUGGCUGCCUUGCUCAUGAGAUCUUGGCAAUAAUUCUGAACCUGAUCCCUUCCAGAGUCUUCUAUAGCAGCACCUUCCAAAGAUUCCUCCUGACACAAUACUCAGAUUACCUGAAGCACAACAUCAGCAACAGAUAG